CAUUCCCGUCCAGUGUUCAGGAGUCUCGGUGACCAUCGCAGAGACCAUCUUGUCAGGUGUAUCAGUAACGAGCAAGAGAAAAUGCCGUAUCGUCGUGAGCUUCAAAAUUUACUUGAACGCGAAAAGAUGAGUCUUCCUGUUGCAAAAAGGGGUAAGGACAACAUCAAUGAGGGAAACUAUGAUUUAAAUGUAUCUAAGGAGGCUAAGAGCAUCAUAGAGAAGAUUCUUGGUGAUGUCAGCAAGACAUCAGCUACAAAACAGAUCAUCCUUGGCACAACAUCAGGAUGGAUGACGGGAUUCUUAACAAUGAAAGUAGGGAAGGUUGCAGCUUUCGCACUUGGUGGUGGAAUAAUAAUUCUUCAGGUUGCGGCUCAUCAGGGAUACAUCAACAUUAAUUGGGACAAGAUUCAGAAGAAAGCUGAGAAGCUCACCGAUAAGGUCGAAGAGAAGGUCACUGGUGAAGGACCAAAGUUCAUGGAUAAGGUGGAAAGGUUCGUGGACAAGAAGCUGGACAAGGCUGAGCAGCUAUUGAAAAAUGGGGAAUCACGCACCAAACGCUGGUAUCACUCAGUAACCGGUGAUACUACAUUCAGACCAAAGGAGAUUCACUUCUUCCUGGCAUCGUUCGCAGCAGGACUCGCGUUUGGCUUCGCGACAGCUAACUAGGUAAUAGCCUGCUGCGUUUCGGACACAAGGACAAAACCUGGUGCGCAGCUUCUAGAAAAAAGUCCCCUCCCCGCAACCGAGUUAUCUGGUAAAGCCAGAGAGACCUAUGAUAAAUUUCUUGAGGAAUUGCAAAUGAGGAUGGAGGAAUUCAAGGACAAACUAGAGAAUCUGCUGGGCUGGUUAUUAAUCUACACCAGGGAGAAGCUUUCAGACUUACGUAACGUAAUCGAAUCUCAACAAAAUAUUGGAAAGCUGCCGACUAUCGACACACCGAAACAGUCGUGAAAGACUCGAUGAUGAUUUGAUCGAUGUCUUAAAAGAAAGCGCAGCAGCAGUAAUUAUUUAGUGUCUCUAUCUUUAGUCUUUAGACAAGAGAAAAAUAAUGAAAAGAGAAAACAAUAUUGUCAUCUUAUUUUCUUGUUGUUGAGUAUUAACGAAGUUACGCAGAAUCAUUUAAAAAUGAAUUAGAUCAAUUUUCCACGUACUUUCUGCGUUUGACUCAUGGCAAUUUCUAUGGUACUUUGAGACGACUGGCUAGUCUUAUUUAUUGUUUUAAAUCCGCGUCUACUUAACGUUCUCUAUUGUUUAGAAACAAUUUACACGAAGAUAUCACCCUUGACUUCAUAGGUUUGAAUCAAGCAAGUGAAAAUCUAAUCUAAAUCGUUAAUAAUACAAUAACUCACCUAGUCACUUCAUGGUAUCGAUAUUCUUCCCGCACAGGCUUUUGAGACACUAACCGUCACUCGUUCAUGUUUUCUACGUUUUAUAAAGCGGUACGCGACUUCUCACUGUGUACUGGAAAGUAAUUAAAAGUAAUCGUUCACCAAAAAAAAACCCGAGCAACUACGUUUCUCAGACCAGCGAUGGAUUGUUAUUUACAUGAAUUUGUAAUUGUAGUCUGACUAUAUACAUUUUUUUUAUCCCAUACAAAACCGUAUGGUAGAUAUACAACAGUUAAUACUUUACCGCUGUAUACCAGAACAUGUAUUGUUAAAUAGUACUAUGAUAGAUGCAGUAGUUAGUAGUAUAACGUAUAAUUGAUGAUCAAUGGGUAUGGAACUGUAGCAAGAUGUAAAUCCUUUGCUUUAUAGAAUAAUGAAGAAUAAAUCUAAUCUCCUUA
This is a messenger RNA of Cephus cinctus (wheat stem sawfly), 1786 nucleotides long. Its product is annotated as FUN14 domain-containing protein 1. Bases 82 to 666 code for a protein of 194 amino acids. The record is from RefSeq and is a predicted model, not a curated record. Gene Ontology annotation, biological process: autophagy of mitochondrion. The transcript is spliced from 6 exons. NCBI's taxonomy places the organism in Eukaryota, Metazoa, Arthropoda, Insecta, Hymenoptera, Cephidae. Gene Ontology annotation, cellular component: mitochondrial outer membrane.